CACCAGGUUCGUCUAACAAACAAUUUUUCUCACAAAAUCAGGAACUGCGAAUUUGGUAUCUCGAUAUUAAUGCAGAAGAAAAUAUAUCUUGAAGACCUUAGCAUGGAACAGAAAAAUGUGAAUUCUAUAUGGAGACCAGUUGCCACUAAGGCCAGUGCUUGUGAAGAUCGAGGCACAGUUCAGGAAACGGGCGGCAGCACAUCUACCACUGUUUCAAAUGAUCAUGUCAUGAAGGUAGCUACUGAUGCAAUAGCUAAAUCAGCUACUAGUUCAAGCCAAUUGCAGGAUAAUGUUGAAAACAGAGUGCUUCGAGGAGAUUCUUCUGUCUCCUCUGAAAAGCAUUCAAUUUCUGUGCAGGUUGGUGCUUCUCUAUUUCGUUUUAUUAAAGGACCAUGGUAAAACCUACAUUUUAAUUUCUCUUUGGCAUAAUGGCAUUAAUAAUAACAUUUCUUAACCAACUUGAAGUAGAUAAAUAUCAGAUAAGGAGAGGCUCAAUAUGACAUUGAUAGAAACUGUCUGGGAUGGAAUAUGAAAAAUGUAAACUUUAAUUGCAAUAACAGGCUCCUCCAAUGUGAAGUAGAAAGAAUUACAAGUCAAGAACGUAAAAGCUUCUCAGAUUAUGGAAUAGUCCUACCCUCUCAAGAUUGUGUAAAUCUUGCGUCUCUAUUUUAUAAAAUUGCUCAAUACCCCUCUCUGAUUCCCUCUACCUUUAUUUAUAUACAGAAUAUAACCCCUUUGACCCUCCUUUUCUCCCUAUUAUAAUGAUUUCUAAUUAUAGGUAUAAAAAACAUAGGUGAAAGUGCUAAAGAAAAAUAUUUUUAUGAUUUUGAAGGGACAGAGGAAAAUAUGCUUCGAUAAAAUAGGCUGAAAAG
Messenger RNA from Vigna umbellata (rice bean), 872 nucleotides. The record is from RefSeq and is a predicted model, not a curated record. NCBI's taxonomy places the organism in Eukaryota, Viridiplantae, Streptophyta, Magnoliopsida, Fabales, Fabaceae.